Molecule: messenger RNA, 2466 nt
Organism: Cyclopterus lumpus (lumpfish)
Lineage: Eukaryota; Metazoa; Chordata; Actinopteri; Perciformes; Cyclopteridae
Gene: ptp4a1
Product: protein tyrosine phosphatase 4A1
Exons: 6
Coding region: 828-1349 (173 amino acids)
Biological process (GO): protein dephosphorylation
Cellular component (GO): nucleus
Molecular function (GO): protein tyrosine phosphatase activity
Source: RefSeq, a predicted model, not a curated record
UCGUCGCCGUCUUUCCCAACAUCGUGACGGCGUCGUCGCAGCGGAUCAGGAGACUUCGGCUCCGCUCGGAGAAACACACGGGGAACUGUAUGGUGAAGAACCAGCUUCAUAUCUUUACCUUUUUCUGGAAACCGGCUGUAUGAUUAAGCUACAAUCUUCAAUGAGUAAGCAUAUCCCAUUCUGUGGUGUUCUGGGUCACACAUUUAUGGAGUUUCUGAAGGGCAGUGGGGACUACUGCCAGGCUCAGCACGCUGCCUAUGCAGACGAGUGAACGACCAAACUCGCCAUCGAUCCGACGCACUUGAGCCACAGGAGGGAACCCCCCCCCCCCCGCCCCCCCAACACACCGGAAAGUUGGCAGGACCGGGGCCGCCUCCCAGAACCAGCGACAACUCGGCCUGGAUGGGGUAACUUUACCCGCUGCACACUGCCCUCGUCGGCUAUCCGCCCGGCCAGAAUCAAGGUGGAACCAGCCUUGUUUUUCUCUUCCUUUUUCUUUUCUUUUCUUCCAAAGGAGAGGGGUUUUGAGUUCUGAUUGUCCGCCCUUUUUCUUUUUUUUCCCGGCCGUCAACACCCUAAAUUUGCCCGUUGCAGCCUUUUUUUCCUUUGUUCUUUUUUUUCUUUUUUUAGCCAACCUCGAAGAAGAACAGAGGAUUUCUGUUUCUGGGUUUCUAGAAGCUCGUUGGACCUUUCUGUUUAUUUAUUUUUUUGACAUUCCCUCCGACUUUAACUAAGUGUUUACAUUAGUGUUUUUACUCUGUGGAAGACUUUUGGCUUUUGUUACUUCUUCUUUUUUUUUUUUUUUUUUUAAGUUUUACGUUGUCACAAUGGCUCGCAUGAACAGACCCGCCCCGGUGGAGAUCACCUACAAAAACAUGAGGUUCCUCAUUACCCACAAUCCCACCAACGCCACCCUGAACAAGUUCAUCGAGGAGCUGAAGAAAUAUGGAGUGACCACCGUCGUGAGGGUUUGUGAGGCCACCUACGACGCCACCCUGGUGGUGAAAGAAGGGAUCCAAGUUCUGGAUUGGCCGUUCGAUGACGGAGCUCCUCCCUCCAACCAGAUCGUGGACGAUUGGCUGAACCUGCUGAAGCUGAAGUUCAGGGAGGAGCCGGGUUGCUGUGUGGCGGUCCACUGCGUGGCGGGGCUGGGCAGAGCUCCGGUUCUGGUGGCGCUCGCCUUGAUUGAAUGUGGGAUGAAGUACGAAGAUGCUGUUCAGUUCAUUCGACAGAAGCGCCGAGGAGCGUUCAACAGCAAGCAGCUGUUCUACCUGGAGAAAUAUCGUCCAAAGAUGCGCCUGCGCUUCAAAGAUUCCAACGGCCAUCGCAAUACCUGCUGCAUCCAGUAGAGCCGCCUCUCCACCCUGUUAAACUUUUACCUUAUUACCUGGCAGGCUUGUUUUCUUAGUCAUUGUGUUGAAGUAUUUUAUUUUGAAAAACCAUGUAACUGUCUCCCUUCCCCCUCCCCCCCCUUCCAGGUUCAAAAUCAAGUGUCAAAAAAAAGAAAGAAAAAAAAUGAGUUGUGUGAACUGGAAUCACCGUAUUUUCUCUCCAUGCCCCCCCCCCCUUCUCCCCUUCCCUCCUCCCCCCCAAAAAAAGCAACCCGCUAAGAGGGGCAGCGCUGAGUCGUGUAUCAUUGUGAAAUGUUGGAUUCGUAGUUUCGUCUGCAGCCCAAAGAUGUUUGAUUGGCCAGUACGUUUACGUGCCUGAAAACUAAAACGUGAGCUCCUUUCUACCCCGUUGAACGAUUCUCUCCGUUUCCAGACAGAGAGAGAGAGAGAGAGAGAGAGACGGUUUGCCUUCCUCCAGAUCCGGUGGUUCAUCCAUUAAAUGCCUUACAAUCGAAGCGGAAUGGAGGCGGGAGUCGAACCCCCCCACCCUCCCUCGCCCCCCUCGCCGCCGGCAUUUGAAAAAAAAAAAAAGAAAAGAAAAAGGCGUUUCAUUUUUCUACUCGGAAACAAAAACAAACAAAACACAAAAAAAAAUAUAGAAAUCGUUGCCUUUCGUCUUGUGCAGGAAGUCUUACGCUCACGUAACGCCCGUUCUCUCUUUUUUUUAAUAUACAAUGCUUAAUCGUUGCAAUAUUUGUCAAAUUGAAAGUCUAGGAAUUUUUUAUUUCUUUUUUUCUCUUAUCAAAACCUUCUGUUUACUAAUUAACUGCCAUGUCCAAAAUGUGAUUAUUAUUAUUUUUAUUUUUUUAAAUGUUUUUAUUUUUAUUUUUUUUCGUUUCCAACUGGACUUCCAACGUCUGCGAUAUUUUGUACGCCUUUUUAUUUGAUGUCCCGUAACUUAAAGACUUGGAUACUUGAUGAUUUUGUGUAUUUUGAAAGUGUGUACUAUUAUUAUUAAUAUUAUUAUUAGGUUGGCUAUUUAUACUAUCAAUGGAUGUGUGAUUUAGUACCGUGAGCGACGAGUUGUACCUGUUCACCAACCUGUGAGUACAUUAAAUGAUACACUGAACUCUGA